Maniola jurtina (meadow brown) is the source of this 2039-nucleotide messenger RNA. RefSeq names its product homeotic protein ultrabithorax (gene Ubx). Gene Ontology annotation, molecular function: DNA-binding transcription factor activity, RNA polymerase II-specific; RNA polymerase II cis-regulatory region sequence-specific DNA binding. Gene Ontology annotation, biological process: negative regulation of transcription by RNA polymerase II; anterior/posterior pattern specification. The coding region runs from base 442 to 1200 and encodes 252 amino acids. Lineage: Eukaryota; Metazoa; Arthropoda; Insecta; Lepidoptera; Nymphalidae. The record is from RefSeq and is a predicted model, not a curated record. The transcript has 2 exons. Gene Ontology annotation, cellular component: nucleus.
UCGCGCCGGUCGCUCCCGGCUUAUAGUCGCUCGCUGUGCACCGCGACUGCAAACUUCACUCGCGACACACGCCUCCACCACAUGUCCACUGCCAGCUGAAGCGAACACUCCGACACUCGCACGUGACGCGCAGUGACGUGACGACCCGUGCUCGCCGCCGGCGUAUGAGACACACGGGAACGUUUAAAAACUCGUAAAACCGCGGCACGUGCUUCAGAGUCGUAAAAUAAUCGUAAAAAGUAAACACGAGUCGACCGGCCUUUAUCGCCAAUGAAACACAUUAUGACGGUCGGGUGACGUUUAAUAGGCAAUAAAACAACAAUAAAAUUAAUAAAGUUAAUUUACACUCGUCUUAGAUUCGGAGUGACGUUCGCGUUAUCACGGCACGCGGGGCCGCGAUGACAUAAGUGUUCCCCAGUGACGUCAGUGUCGGUGAUCAGAAUGAACUCCUACUUCGAGCAGGGCGGCUUCUACGGCGCCCACGGGGUGCACCAGGGCGGCGGCGGCGGCGACCAGUACCGCGGCUUCCCCCUGGGCCUGACCUACGCCCAGCCGCACGCGCUGCACCAGCCGCGGCCGCAGGACUCGCCGUACGACGCCUCGGUGGCGGCGGCGUGCAAGAUAUACGCGGGCGAGCAGCAGUACGCCAAGGCCGACUGCUCGAAGCCCGGUGGAGAGCAGCAGAACGGUUACGGUGGCAAGGAGGCGUGGGGUUCGAGUCUCGGCGCGCUCGUGAGGCCGGCGGCGUGCACGCCCGAGGCGCGCUACAGCGAGUCGUCGAGUCCGGGACGAGGCCUGCCCUGGGGGAACCAGUGUGCACUGCCCGGAGCCGCGGCCUCAGCCCAGCCUGUCCAACACCAGCCCACCAACCACACAUUCUAUCCUUGGAUGGCCAUAGCAGGAGCGAACGGCCUGAGAAGACGAGGGAGACAAACCUAUACUAGAUAUCAAACACUAGAGUUAGAGAAAGAGUUCCACACGAAUCACUACCUUACGCGGAGGAGACGCAUCGAAAUGGCGCAUGCGCUCUGUCUCACGGAAAGACAAAUCAAAAUAUGGUUCCAAAAUCGAAGGAUGAAGUUAAAGAAAGAAAUACAAGCGAUAAAAGAGUUAAACGAGCAGGAGAAGCAGGCGCAGGCGCAGAAGGCGGCGGCGGCGGCGGCGGCCGCGGCGGCUGCGCAAGGCCACCCCGAGCACUAACUCGCGCGUGCGCACCGACCUGCGCGUGCGCACAUGCUCACAUGCUCGCGCGUGCCCGUGCUCCACCAGUGAUAUACGAUCGCAGUCCGCCGAACAUUCUUUAGCUUUGUGUUUGUAAAUUGUUUGUAAUUAUUUUCGUUAUUUAAGUGUUGUUUGGUUGUUGUGAUUAUUUUUAAUUAAUUUCAAAGAAUUAGACUCGUGUUUUCUAAGAAUGAAUGAACAAUAAACUGUUUAAUGUUAGAAUAGAAACGGGUCGUAUUAUUUUGUGUUUCGGGUUUUGUUUUUGUUGAUUUAUUGAAUUUUUUACAUAUUUUAAUUCGCGCUUUCGUCGUAAAUGUUCGCGUUUGGAAACCAGUGCAAUUUUAGAAAUCUCUUCCGUGUAUCAUAGUGUAGAUGUAUCGUAGAUGGUUUUCGUGAGGGCUACCCUAGCCCCGGCUCGGCGUCGGCGAGGAGGACUCUAUUACGUUGUACAAAUUUAACAUGCCUACCAAAGAGACCCGGUCUCGUACCCUUAUAGCUAAGUAAACAGUCAUAAGUUAAAUCGUUUAUCCGCAAUCCCGCGCAUCGGACUCGCGCCAAACAGAAUAACCGCGCCAUCUUAUCCUUGAAUACUCUCGCAUAAGUAUAGUGUAAACGUGGUCGUGUUCCUGCAGUUUUAAUAGUCGGUGAAGUUUAACAAAUUGCCAUAAAUAUAAGUAGGUAUUAUUUAGCUAGUAGCCGUGUAAAUAGUUAGGGUUACGUCUAUGAUAAUGGAAGUGAGCGGUUUGCGAUUGCGCCGGCGCCGUGGAAUGAGCAGAAAAAGCUUCGAGGGAGUGCGGGCGAGUUGCGGGGCGAGUGCG